Vicugna pacos (alpaca) is the source of this 4094-nucleotide messenger RNA. RefSeq names its product F-box and leucine rich repeat protein 17 (gene FBXL17). Lineage: Eukaryota; Metazoa; Chordata; Mammalia; Artiodactyla; Camelidae. Gene Ontology annotation, cellular component: cytoplasm. Gene Ontology annotation, molecular function: protein binding. The record is from RefSeq and is a predicted model, not a curated record.
CCAACAGAGGCCGGCGGGGACGCUGUCCGAGCGGGGGGCACCGCCCCCUCGCCCGCCCAGCAGCAGCAGCAGCAGCGCGAAUGCGGCGACUCGGACUGUCAAGAACCCCCCGAAAACCCCUGCGACUGUCACAGGGAGCCACCCCACGAAACCCCAGACAUCAACCAGCUGCCGCCAUCCAUCCUGCUCAAGAUAUUUUCCAAUUUAUCCCUGGAUGAGCGUUGCCUUUCUGCAUCAUUGGUUUGCAAGUACUGGCGUGACCUUUGUUUAGAUUUCCAGUUUUGGAAGCAGCUGGAUCUUAGUAGUCGUCAGCAGGUCACUGAUGAAUUAUUGGAAAAAAUUGCAUCAAGAAGUCAAAAUAUAAUUGAAAUCAACAUUUCUGACUGUCGCAGUAUGUCUGAUACUGGCGUAUGUGUUCUAGCAUUUAAAUGUCCUGGACUUCUUAGGUACACAGCCUACAGGUGUAAACAGCUUUCUGACACCUCUAUUAUUGCGGUUGCCUCUCACUGUCCUUUACUUCAGAAAGUUCAUGUAGGCAACCAGGACAAACUUACUGAUGAAGGACUCAAACAGCUGGGCUCAAAGUGCAGAGAACUCAAAGAUAUUCAUUUCGGCCAGUGUUACAAGAUCUCAGAUGAAGGCAUGAUCGUCAUAGCUAAGGGCUGUCUGAAAUUACAAAGAAUAUACAUGCAGGAAAACAAAUUAGUGACAGAUCAGUCUGUGAAAGCAUUUGCUGAGCACUGUCCUGAACUUCAGUAUGUUGGCUUCAUGGGUUGUUCAGUUACUUCUAAAGGAGUCAUUCAUCUAACCAAGCUAAGAAACCUUUCCAGCUUGGACCUACGUCAUAUCACUGAACUGGAUAAUGAAACCGUGAUGGAAAUUGUCAAGAGGUGCAAAAAUCUUAGCUCUCUCAAUCUCUGCCUGAACUGGAUCAUAAAUGACAGGUGUGUGGAGGUCAUCGCCAAGGAAGGACAAAACCUGAAAGAGUUGUAUUUGGUGUCCUGUAAAAUCACGGAUUAUGCGCUGAUAGCCAUCGGGCGGUACAGCCUGACAAUAGAGACUGUGGACGUUGGAUGGUGUAAAGAAAUUACAGACCAAGGAGCCACCCUGAUUGCGCAGAGCAGCAAGUCUCUAAGAUAUUUGGGGCUCAUGAGAUGCGAUAAAGUCAGCGAAGUGACGGUGGAGCAGCUGGUGCAGCAGUACCCCCACAUCACCUUCAGCACCGUCCUGCAGGACUGCAAGAGGACCUUGGAGAGAGCCUAUCAGAUGGGCUGGACCCCCAACAUGUCUGCCGCCUCCUCCUAACACCCCUGCCCACUCUUUGGUCCUCUCGGGUCACCCAGGAGGGUGGAGAGGAAUCACAGAUUUGGGUUGGGUGAUCUCUUAGGUUUAAAGUGUCCUGUGUCUACAUGUGUACCCAAGCGUGUGUGUUUGUGUCCCAUUUGCAUAUUGCAUAGCAUAAGCGCAAUUGAUGUUUGUUCCCAGGUGAGCUGGGUUUUUUCUUCAAAAUUAUAAAUUUUGAAAGACACAGACCUUUAGUUUCUUAGUUCAAAGGCUUAUUUCUCUGGAAAAAAAUUUUUUUUUUACUGUAAAAUCAAAAAAAAAUUGGAACCAUUCUUUUGAGGUUCUGAUUACUGCCACCAGAGAUGCCCCCAGAUGAAGGCAGCAGCUGCCUUCUCUUUUCACCGGAAAGGAUUGUGCACAUCUACUGGUGACGACCAGAACAGUAGCAAUGUUGCACUAAUUAGAAGCCUGGAAACCAGUACUUUUCAAAAUUUCAAGCACACACACACCUGUUGGUUCUCAUACUUUCUCAUACACACACCCCAUGGCACGUUCUUUCUAGAUCAUUUUCUGACAGAGGGGCCUUCUUCCAGGCCACUGAGAGGCAUGUCAUGCACUGUGGAUCUGCCUGUCUCACUGUACCCACAGGUGGCUGACCUGCUGUCCAGUGGGUGGCUUAGGGACUAGAGCGAAUAAAGCCUUUUGUGAAGUUUCAUAUGGAGACAACACUCUGAACUCCCUGACCCAGCUCACAAAAGUUAAUUAUUCAUUAUUCUAUAAAAUUUGGUUGAGUACUAAGUAUUUUGAGUUUGACGUUAACAUUGUGUUAGCUUUUAUUUCAUGGAUGGUAACUGGUCCAGAUAUAUUUUAAUGAUAUUUGGAGCUAAUCUUAACAUUAUCGACAUAAAGCCACCAAUGUAAUGAAUAGUGUGCAAUUAUUUUAAAAAAACCAACAGAUCAUUUAAUUACUUUUCUUAAUUUUGGUAAUUAUGAAAAUAUAUUUCUGAGAUUUGAGGCUAGUCAAAUUGAUAGAAGAUUAAUGAGUGAGAUAUAAGUAGACAAUCUUCCUACUGUUUUGUUUUUUGUUUAUUGUUUUUUUUUUGCAUUGCUUUGGGCUUUAGAACAGGUUUUUUGGAUAUAUGCAUGUUAUCAUAUUUUGAAUAGUUCUUAUGCUGUUGCAAAGAUCUAUUGCUGGUUAAUGUAUGAGUUAAGAAGAAAUAUUAGAAAAUCUUUUCAUUAAGAUUCUGUUUACACUUGUCAGAAAUAAGCAUUUCUUUGUUUAAUUAAAGAUUUCCAGUCUUCAGUUUAGACAAUAUCUAUUAGUAAAUGAAUAUAUGUUUUGAUUUCACACAUCUUUACAAUUAAUUCAUAGUAGGGACUCAGGCUCAAAUAACCUUCCCUAUGUCAAGAUUUAUAAUCAAGACAGCAGGGAGCCUUUUUAAGCUAAAGAGUGAUUAUCUUUCACAGUAGAGCUAGAUAUACAAAACCCUGACUUGUGAGUUGGCUAUUUAUUCUUCCCCAUUUUGGACAUAAACUGUUUCUUGGCCUUUAACAGAUACACUAAGAUUUCAGUUUCACUUUAUGUAAUUCCCAACACUGCUAAAAUGAAUGCUUCAAGCUGUAAGAAACAAACAAACAAACAAUAGCUUUACAUUCAAAUGCCAUUCACUUAUUUAUAAUAACUCUUUUUUUUGUAAACAACUAUUUCCUUUGAUUAUGUCAACAUGUUUCCGACGUGGCAUGUCUUUGGCUUUUAAUCCCAAUCAGUUUGGAAAAUCUAGUCACUAAGCACCAAGAGUAUUUUUCCAUCACUAAAUGGGUUACUAAUUUAAUUUGAAGGGAAUAAAAUUUGUGUAAGAAAACAGCUGUUUACUGUUAAUAAACUGUAGUUCUUCUUACACAGCAAGCUGUAUCGUCUUCGUAUUCAUUUCCCCACCACUGAAAAGUAUCUUCAUCCACGAUAUUUUAACUGGUUUUUAAUCCAAAACUAAUUUAUAAGACAAUAUGUAUAGUAAAAGUAGCUUGAGUGAAUAAGCAAAAGUUUAAUUUUUAUAUAUGUCACACUAUAUUUUAAAUAGUUAAAAAAAGACAAAAGAAGGGAGAGCCGUCGACAAUAGAGAUGGUGCCGUUUCAGUUCAAAGUUGUAAUAAUCCUUGGAGUGUUACAGUUUGGUUGUCAGAUGGUUUCAGAAGUGUAUAAUUGAUUUUUUUAAUGUUGCGUUGUUUGAAUCUAAAGUACAGCACUAUAACAUGCUUCAGCUUGGGGGGUGGGGGUGGGGCGGGACUUGCACUUAUUCUUUAAGAUGUUGACUAAUCCAGAAAGCCUGAUGCAUCAUAACCUGGAAAACUGCUUUGGUAUAUUUGUAGGAAUCUGUAGAAAUAUCAUAUCCAGCCUCAAAGCAUUAAUCUCAAUAAACAACCAGAAAAAGCAUCACCUUGAAUGAUCCUGUGAUGGUUGUUGAAUGUGUCCUCAUUAGAUGCUUUGAAAUAAGGCCUCAAAUGAUUUUUCUGGGCAAUAUAGAGGUUUUUUUGGUUUUUUGGUUUUUUUGGGGUUUUUUUGUUUUUUUUUGCUUAGAAUGUCAUAAAUACAUGUGAACAUGUUUAAUGCAGGGCUUUUUAUCCUCUCCAAAAUGUCAACAGUAUUUUCAGAAUAAAGACUAUGAAAUAUAUUGCUGUAGUGGAAAAUUCUGGUCCUUUAUCUUUAAUGUCUUUUUGAGUGGAUAAAGGAAAUUCAUCCAGUUUGUAGUUUCUAUAUUUCUGUGAAUCUUUUGACCUUGCAAUGGGUUGCAAUAAAAGAGAAACAAAACAAAA